UCCACCCCUGCCGGCACCCCACUUUCUCCCGGCCAUGCGCGGACCCCUGUUGCUCCUCUUUGGGGGGCUUUUUGCCCUGUCAGGGAUCCGGACGAGCCCCCUGCCGCCCCCCGACCUCCUGCUCUGGAAUGGGAUCUCUCUGUUUUCUCGGGAGGACUGGCUGGGGGCCCGGGGGCAGCUCUGGGGGGCCCUGCGGAGCCUGUCCGAGUUGCAGGGGGUGAAGGUGCGCUGCGGGGAGGAGUGCGGGCUCCGGGGCUCCUGGGGGCCCCACCUGGAGGACGCGGUACUAAAGCGAGCGGACUGCCUGCUGGGCUGCGAGAGGCUGCGGCUGGGAGAACCAUCCCUGUAUCGACUGACCCAGGAAACAGAGAAAGUGUUCAGCAGGGGACAGCUCUACAACUACCUGCAGGUGGUGCACUACAAGCUGGAGGAACUGGAUGAAGCCGCCGCCGCCGCGUUCACCUUCUACGUCCGGAACCCCUUCCACGAACAGAUCCAGGACGACCUUCAGCGCUACCGCAAGAUGAAGAACGUCGGUGAGCAGAGCUUCCGAGACCUGGAACAGUCCCAGUGCCAGGCGCUGUUCUCUCAGGCUGUCUCGCUCUUGUCUGACGGUAAGCUCCGAGCUGCGGCCCUUCGGUUAGAGGACUCCCUGACAGCUUGCCUCUCGGAGUUAGACAGUUGCCGCAGUCUCUGCGAGGGAACGAGAGAACUUGAAAACGAGGUGCACAGGGAUUUAUCGGAGGUGAUUGCAGAGUAUUACGUCAGCGUCUUGCAGUGCAGGCAGAUGUGCGUUUUACGGAGUUCCUCGACCCCCGGACUCAAACCCUCAAAAGAAGACGCUGUCUUAUCCUGCCUGUCCUUACUGAUGGACACUUACACCAAGCUUGAGGACUGGGACUCGGCUGCAGAAAUCGCUCACUCACUGCUGCUCUUCAAUCCUCAAAAUGAGACCACGAGAGAGAGACUGCGUGGGUGCGAAGAACGACUUGGCGGCAAGAGCGUGGGCAAAGCACGAGAGAUCAUCGCGUCAUACGUGCAUCGCACGCUCUCGGAGAAGAAAUUGCUCUAUUACGCCAUGGAGAAUUUGAACAUCUCGUUCGGGGAUCCGGAUUCCUGGACGCCGGAAGAAAUAAUCCCAGAGAGCCUGCGAGAGAGAGUGCGGAAGGAAAGAGAGGCAGAGGGGCAGAAAGGGGCGAGCCUGCCUUAUGACGACGUGACGGUGACAUUCACCCCCCAUGAAAUGAACGGGACGGCGCGAGUGACCCUGGACGGAGUGAUAAACGAGGAUGAGUGCAGGAUGCUUGUUGACCUGGCCCAGAUGGCUGGGGGUUCUGGGAGUGGAUUCCGAGGCCGACGAUCGCCUCAUACUCCCCGGGAGAGGAUCCAGGGUCUGACUGUGUUGCGAGCGAUACAGAUGGCUUUAGCGGGAAGCGCUGACCUCUCGCACUCUCGGCUGCUCUAUCGCUCUAGUGAGCGCGCUCGGAUUCUGGCGCAGUCUUACUUUGGCACAGAGAAGCUUCACUUCUCCUACACCCACCUCGUGUGCCGAUCGGCUAUAGAAGGUGAGCAGGAGGGCCGCUCUGAUCUCAGUCACCCCGUCCACGCCGAUAACUGCAUUCUGGACCCGGAGGAGAAGGAGUGUUGGAGGGAGCCUCCGGCGUAUGUACACAGAGAUGUCAGUGGCCUCCUCUACCUGAACGAUGACUUCCAAGGUGGGGACCUCUUCUUCACGGAACCCGACGCAGAGACGGUCACGGCAGAAGUCCGUCCCCGCUGUGGCCGCUUGGUCCUGUUCAGCUCGGGGGGAGAGAACGCUCAUGGCGUGCGCGCAGUGACGCGGGGAACGCGAUGUGCCGUGGCGCUGUGGUUCACCAAGUCCGCAGAACACGCCGAGCAGGAGCGCUCUGAAGCACAGGAUCUCCUCCUGGGAACGGCCAAUGCUACCCAAAGUAAAGACGGCGAGGAGACCAAGACUGGGAGAGAGACAGCUUCCAACGGUGAAGAGCCGGAGAGACCGUCGGGGAGGAGACAGAAGAAACGAGAGAGCAGGAAAUUCACAGAUGAACUUUAGAUACAGCGUCAUGGGGGGUGUUGGGGGAUACGGGGUUAACAGGACUGUGACUCGCAGAUAUUUGGUGGCAUUUACCUAAUUGUGCAAUAACCUUCAGAUAUUGAUCCAGUGCUUCGUGAAUGGUGCAAUACUCUGCGGAUCAGGCCUGGGCAUAAAGCGGUCAGCUGCCCCUGUUCAAAAGGAACGUGGGGUAUUUGUGCAAAGUACGGGGGUGAUAUCCUGCGGAGAAGAAUGAAAUGAUGUUCUGAAGACUAAUACUGAUGUGGCCCCUGACCGUCAAGGGUUAAUGUGCUGGUCACUGGCAUGCAUGAGGUUAAUGAGCGUCGUUUUUUUUGUAUAAUAAAGUCUUCUGUUUCUUUUCUGUG
Messenger RNA from Spea bombifrons (plains spadefoot toad), 2439 nucleotides. It is a transcript of the gene P3H3, whose product is annotated as prolyl 3-hydroxylase 3. Bases 35 to 2074 code for a protein of 679 amino acids. Gene Ontology annotation, molecular function: iron ion binding; procollagen-proline 3-dioxygenase activity; protein binding. Gene Ontology annotation, biological process: collagen metabolic process. Gene Ontology annotation, cellular component: endoplasmic reticulum. The record is from RefSeq and is a predicted model, not a curated record. The transcript is spliced from 15 exons. Lineage: Eukaryota; Metazoa; Chordata; Amphibia; Anura; Pelobatidae.